AGACACACACACACUCCCUCACCAGCGUCGUGCAUGCUUUUGCUCUUUCACUCUUUUGACAGAUGAGCAAAGAUGUGGCCGUACGUUACCAGAAUACGACACCCGUCAGCACACACGUGGCGUUUUGUGAGAUGCUGCAGAGGCUCAGCGCAAACCCAACAUCGUGGCUUGCAAAGGACUUGGUCGACGAGCGAUCGAGACAUUGCCGUGCGCAGACCGCCCCGCUGCGAAACGCUUCUCAGAAACCCUUCCCGACUGCAGCCACAGAGCGAGAGGCAGCCCCGUUACGUCGUUUGCCGGGGCGGACACCGAGCACGAGCGGCGAAACAGUUGCUGAGUGCGAGGAACUGAAGUCCUUUUACUUUCAAGUGGGAAAAGAAACCGUGACAGCGUUUGCGGGUCGACUGCUCUAUCAAAACUUGCUGAGAUGCCACCACGAAGAAGCAACAGCCGAGCAGACCAAGGGCGUAGCUCCGGGCUCCUUCUCUACAUCCGAUCGGCAGUCCAUGCUGCGACAGGGAAUGCGCACGUUUUUGGAGACGGUUGCACGUCAGGAGUCCGAUCUACGGAAACUCGCCGCCACUUGUCAAGCGCAUCAGCGGCACUGCUCCACGAAACUGUUGCCGGAAGUAAAGAAGUUUUCCGCGUUACCGCAGGUACCGCUGCAGAAAUGGGCAGGUGCGCACCGCUACAACAAUUGGUUUGUCAAGGUUGCUGCGCCGUCCUUCGAUGAAGAUGGGAGGCAAAGCAGGACCACGACAAUCGAUAAACGUGCUAUUAAUGCGCGUGUGCCGCGGGCUUCUCUCACAGCCGCCGUUGCACCUUCCGCGACGGCGCUACCGAAGCUUCUCGUGAUGCCGAGCGACGUGGAGGCGGAGCUUCUCAAGUACUGGAAGCUGCACGAGGAGGCGGCGGCGCGGUCACGGUUGGAGGCGCUGCGGAGCCACGACGCCGAGGCAUUUGCGGCACACGUCAGCCUUCUCAAAGUCUCUGCCUUGCUUGAAAUUAUGGAGAAGACAGAGGGCUUCAUGCGACGCAUCGGCAUGCGCCUCGAAUCGCAGGCAGUGGGCACACCGCAUCCGCACGCCACGCCGAGCGACAAGGACGGUGCCACGCGUACGCUUCACGCCGCAGCACCUGCCGGGCGGCGAGGCGACAGCGACUACGCGCGUUUCCGGGCCUACGUGGCUUCGACGAAGACCGAGUUCAAACUGAUCCACCGCAUCGACACCUUCGUGCCAUCACAACCAACGGAGCUGCAGGCAACGCUGCUGCCGCACCAAAUGGACGGCCUGCGCUUUCUCGCGUCGCUGCAUGCAAACCACAUCAACGGCAUUCUCGCCGAUGAGAUGGGGGUGGGCAAAACAAUCCAGACGCUUGCCUUCCUCUUGUAUUUGAAGGAAAAGCGAAGAGCUGCCGAUGCAGCAAUGGUGCUGAGAGGAGCGGAUGCGCAGACCGACGUCCGACGUCCUCAUCUCGUUCUUGCACCCUUGUCGGUGAUCCGUGAAUGGCGGGAGGCGUGCGAGCAGUUUGUGGCCCCCAGUUUUCGUGUGGGCGUUUUCCAGGAGCUCGACGAUGCGGCGCACGACGCUCCCGCCUACGAUUUGAUUCUGAUGCCGGUGCACGCCGUUCGCUACGCGGGGGCAGAGGCGGUACGUGUGCAGUGGGACUACAUCGUCGUGGACGAGGCACACAAGGCCAUGGCAAACCUGAAGACAGUCACCGCACAGGCUAUUCUGGCGCUGCCGUGUGCGCGGCGACUCGUCCUGACCGGCACUCCUCUAAGCAGCGACCUGCAGGAGUUGUGGUCGCUGCUGCAUUUUCUAAAUCCGAGCGUCUUCUCUGACAACGACGCUUUUGAGGAGGUCUUCCGCCGUCCUUUUCAGGUGUAUGAGGCGAGUGAGAUGGAGCUGACGGAGGAGGAGCGCGGGCUGCUGGUGCUGCGGCUGCAUCAGGUGCUGCGGCCCUUUCUUCUCCGCCGCACCAAAGCGGACGUUGACGCUUCGCUACGCAUCACGUUUCAUCGGGUGCUGUGCCCGCUGUCGACGAUGCAGCAACGGCUUUUGGGCUUGCUUCGGCAGCAAAGACGCACCCCAGCCGUACUGCAAGCUCGCCUCGGCAGCGAUGCGGAGGACGAGGAGCCGGACAGCGACGCGGCAGACAAUCCUUCCGUCGCGGGCUUGUCGGCAGCCGCAUGCGAUGGUGCGACGCCUGCGGCCUAUCCGUACCCUCAACAAAGUGUGUGCAUAAUGACUGAACUCAGCAAAUUGGUCACGCGCUACUUACCCAAUCUUGCGGCAGUCAACACAUCAGAAACCAAGCGGAACAGCGUGCAGGCAGACAAAGGCCUUGGCCUCAGCAGUGCAAACAUCUCCGAGUGCGCCGCUCAGCAAGUGUGCAACCACGCCUUCUUACUACCGUUUUUCCCCGAGGUUCUGCAACGGCAUGGCUUUGAUGACGCGACACGGGAAGGCUUUCCCGAUGCAGACAUCCACAGCGGAGCUGCCAUCAUGACGCUGGCGUGCAGUGGCAAGUUUAUCGUGCUUCACCUCCUGCUCUCGCGCCUCUUUGUGGCGGGUUGCAAGUUGGUGCUCUUCACGCACUGGCUGAGCUGCGUGGACCUCAUUGUGGAUUACCUUCACAGCCGGGGCUGGAUGCAACACAUGGAGGUGCUGACCGGUGGAAGCAGCGAGGCGGAGCGGAAGGCCAGCGUGCGUCGCUUUCAGAACGACCCUACCUGUCUGUUCUUCGUACUGUCUAUCAAGGCGGGCGGCUGUGGGAUCAACCUGCAGGCAGCACACGUCGUCGUGCUGCUCGAUCGCGACUACACGGCGACGAACGAGGAUCAGGCGCUGGCGCGGGUGUACCGAAUUGGGCAGCGCCACACCGUGCGUGCGUUGUACUUCUCCACCGAUGACGUCAGCGAGCACCGCGUGACGCGGCGGGCACAAGACAAAAACCGACCUCGGCAGGCCAUCAUUGACGGCGGUGUGUACCAAGUGACGGAGCCGGUCGAGACCACGGCAGCAACAACGGAGGACAGCAACACCAGCGUACUCGUGAGCGACGGUGUGAAUGAGAACACCGCACACGACAUACACACGGCACGUUUGUGGAGCUGCGCGUCGGCGGCGCGAUGCUCCGAAAACGGUGCGUGUCUGACAGAGAUACCUUCACGAGCAGGCAUGAACUCUACCGGUGUCGCCUGUGUAUCGCCGACGCGAGAGUUCUGGACCGCGCUGCGGCAGCUCGUGUCCGCAUUCGACGACUUGAUUCUCACAGAUGACGAACGAAUGGAAAACUCAGACGUGGCGACGAUGGAAGGGGUCGAAAACGUUCCUGCUGCACCGUGCUCUUCUCCCUCUUCAGCGGACGGGAGCGCAUCGGUGAUGCGUCGUUUGCGUUACACGCUUCCACCAGAGAGUGUCGAAGAGCUGGAACGACAAGUGGAGCGCCACGACGCAGCCCAGAGCAGCACUUUCUCCUCCUCUACCCAAUUGCCACCGUCGUCGCCUAGCGCGCACUCCGCCGCUGCUUUAGCACAGCAUGAGGAGCUUGAUGACGCUGGCUCCUGCAGAAAGAACGUGACCCACCCAACAGAAAAAACAGUGGACGACGAGAGUGAAGCUGGAUGUGCUUUGCCUCAUGUUGCCGCUGCUGUGCCGACAACGGUCAAGACCCCAACAGACCCGCUACGCCAUCCUGCGCUCUUCUGGCUUGAGUUUGCCUAUCUACUGCACCUCGCGUGUGAAGGUCCAACGAUCCUUUCGGCGGCCUUGAAGACGGCGGAGAGGAAUGAUGAUCAGAGAGACGAUCCUGUGGCACAGUUGAAGCGGCGACAGCGCCGCGACCGGCGGGCGGCAAAACGAAUUCGACUAGCCACCGUAGAUGUGCCUGACGCCUUCCGUGAACAGUGCUGGGAGGACGGUCUUGAAGAUGAAACGGAGAUUGCCGCCCGCUACGUGGAUCGGCUGGACGCACGAGCAGGUGGUAAAAAGAAGAAGUGCACGACGACCACUGCGUGA
Molecule: messenger RNA, 4025 nt
Organism: Leptomonas pyrrhocoris
Lineage: Eukaryota; Euglenozoa; Kinetoplastea; Trypanosomatida; Trypanosomatidae
Exons: 1
Coding region: 63-4025 (1320 amino acids)
Biological process (GO): positive regulation of transcription by RNA polymerase II
Cellular component (GO): nucleus
Molecular function (GO): ATP-dependent chromatin remodeler activity; DNA binding; ATP binding
Source: RefSeq, a predicted model, not a curated record